CUUCGACUUGCCAGCACGCCUCACCCUCUAAAAGAAAGAGAUGGAAAAGGCGCUUGAAUCUUGGGAUAAGUUAAAGAAAGGAAAGGAGCAGUUUUAGAUUGGUUCUCUGGGCGGCUAGCUCUGAGAACAAGCAGUCGGGGGAGUGACAUGAAAUCUUCGUAGCAUGGCAUUAAAUAGUCCUUACCAAGAACCCCAGAAAAGAAGGUACUGGGAGUGGUGGUACAGUAUCAUUCGGGGGUGGAAGAAGAAGCUUUCCUUCCUUUUACAGUCACUGCCUUUGACGCCGACCCCAUCCCCACCUCCCAUUUCUUGCCAUUCCCAGCAACCCUCUAGUCUACUACUACAGUAUACACUACUACAGCGCCACCACAGCACAGCGGCAGCGGCAGCGGAAGCCUCCCUCCUUCCCCAGAUCUCAACGCGACGCGACGCCGCCCUCCUCGCCUCAAGAAGACUCCAACUGGCCACGCUAUGCCGCCAAUGGAGCACGACGGCGAGGCUCGCCGCGGGUUCGGCAGGAUGGGGUUCGGGUGCAAGCACUACAGCCGGAGGUGCCGGAUCCGCGCGCCGUGCUGCAACGACGUCUUCGGCUGCCGCCAUUGCCACAACGAGUCCACGAAAGACGGCCACGAGGUCGACCGGCACGCGGUUCAAUCGGUUAUCUGUCUCGUUUGUGACACCGAGCAGCCGGUUGCGCAGGUGUGCUGCAACUGCGGCGUUUGCAUGGGGGAGUACUUCUGCAGGACGUGCAAAUUCUUCGACGAUGAUGUUGACAAGGAGCAAUACCACUGCAAAGAUUGCGGGAUCUGCAGUUACCGACCUGACUGAAAUUGUGCUGAGUUUCAACAGAGUUGGAGGGAAGGGCAACUUCUUCCACUGCCAGAAGUGUGGAUCGUGCUACUCGACCACCCUGCGCGACAAGCACUGCUGCAUCGAGAACUCGAUGAAGAACAACUGCCCCAUCUGCUACGAGUACCUGUUUGACUCGUUGAGAGAGGCGUCCGUCCUGCGAUGUGGGCACACGAUGCACUUGCAAUGCUUCCACGAGAUGUUGAAGCACGACAAGUUCUCUUGUCCCAUAUGCUCGACUUCUAUCUUCGACAUGGACAAGUUCUUGAGGGCCUUGGAAGGCGAGAUGGAAGCAAGCUACUAUUACAUGGGAAAGGGAUGGAUCGUGUGCAACGACUGCAGGGACACGACGCAGAUCUUCUCCGGCGUGGCGGGCCACAAGUGCUGCCACUGCCAGUCGUACAACACAUGCAUGGUCGCUCCCCCGGUCCUCCCGUAGCGGCAGCGGCAGAUUGUUUUAUGAGCUCUCGCCCCAGGCAUCGUUAGUAACGAUGCAUAUACAGAUUCCAUUCCAGUCCAAGAUGAACUUCAUCUGAUCCUAUAUAUUGCGUGCAAGGUUAGCAUACGAAGUGCACCAUUGUUCCAAGCUCAAAGCUUGUCCCCAAUGAUUCAUGAUACACAUCUGUAAGGCGGUUAAAGAACGGAUCCAAUUAUUAUAUCUAUAUCUAUACUUUUCUCCUCCUAUAUAA
Molecule: messenger RNA, 1538 nt
Organism: Phragmites australis (common reed)
Lineage: Eukaryota; Viridiplantae; Streptophyta; Magnoliopsida; Poales; Poaceae
Product: E3 ubiquitin-protein ligase SRFP1
Exons: 12
Coding region: 164-1288 (374 amino acids)
Biological process (GO): ubiquitin-dependent protein catabolic process; protein ubiquitination
Cellular component (GO): nucleus
Molecular function (GO): ubiquitin protein ligase activity; zinc ion binding
Source: RefSeq, a predicted model, not a curated record